CUGCAGCCCCCUCCUCCCCUUCCCUUCCUCUCCCUCUUUUCAGGCAGUGUAAGGAGCAGUCUCCAGCGCAGAUGCUGGGAGCUCUCUCUCUCCCUCUCACCGACCACAGAGCUCUCCCUGCACUCCGCACUGAUUCCUUCUCACCGGCCACCCGGAGAGCAUGAAGACCCCGGGACAUAGGGACCUGCCCACCUAGAUGGGACCCCCCUGCAUGGAUUAUACUGACCUCCGCUGCUGCCCGUGUUGGUGAUUUCUGUCCCGGACACCCUUCUUCCAUUGCAGCCGCUGCCCCUGGUCAUCUCUCCCUCCCUCCCCUCCCCAACCCCUUCAACUUGCCAUAGGAUCCCGAUGGCCUCCGACCCCCCCAGCACAGAUUUACCCCCCGGCUACAAAACCUCCCACCCGGCUCCCAGCUCGGACCUGCUGCGGAGACCCAGCUACUGUCACGCCGCCUUUGCACUGAAGCAGAUCGCUAAGGGUAAAGCUGUGGGCCAGAAGGCCCCUCUCUGGCUGCGGGCUCAGUUCCAGGCACUUCUGUUUUCCCUGGGCUGCUCCAUCCAGAGACACUGCGGAAAAGUCCUGUUUGUUGGACUCUUGGUGUUUGGAGCGAUGGCCGUGGGAUUGCGCGUGGCCUCCAUUGAGACGGACAUUGAAAGGCUCUGGGUGGAAGCGGGAAGCAGAGUCAGCCAGGAGCUUCGCUAUACCAAGGACAAGUUGGGAGAGGAAUCCAUCUACACGUCACAAAUGCUCAUCCAAACCCCUAAGAAAGAGGGCGAGAACAUACUGACGCAGGAGGAUAUGCUACUACACCUGACCGCGGCUUUGGCCGCUAGCAAAGUGCAGGUGUCAAUGUAUGGAAAGUCGUGGGAUCUGAACAAGAUUUGCUACAAGUCCGGAGUUCCGAUUAUUGAGAAUGGGAUGAUUGAGCGGAUGAUCGAGAAGCUGUUCCCGUGUGUGAUUAUCACCCCCUUGGACUGUUUCUGGGAAGGAUCGCAACUUCAGGGAGGCUCCGCCUAUUUACCGGGGAGGAGAGACAUCCAGUGGACAAACUUGGAUCCCCUCCAGUUAAUGGAAGAGCUCGGCCAGUUCACUAGCCUGGAUGGGUUUAAGGAGAUGUUGGACAAGGCAGAAGUGGGGCAAGCUUACAUGGAACGACCUUGUCUUGACCCCACUGAUUCCGAGUGCCCAGAAAGUGCCCCAAACAAGAAAUCACAGAAGACCCCAGACAUUGUCUCCACGCUCCGAGAAGGCUGCUAUGGGUUCUCUAAGAAGUUUAUGUACUGGCAGAAGGAGCUGAUUCUGGGAGGGAUGACGAAAGGUCUAGAGGGAGAGCUGAAGAGCGCUGAGGCUCUGCAAACCAUGUACCUCUUGAUGAGUCCCGGGCAGCUCUAUGAACAUUUCAAAGAUGAUUAUGAGAUUCACGACAUCAACUGGAAUGAGGAGAAGGCUGCCGCCAUCUUGGAGUCAUGGCAGAGAAAGUUUGUGGAGCAAGCGCAGCAGUCAAUCUUCCAAAACGCAUCCCAGGACAUCCACGCCUUCUCCACCACCACCCUCAAUGACAUUAUGAAGUCAUUCUCUGACGUCAGCGCCAUCCGGGUAGCUGGAGGAUACUUGCUCAUGUUGGCCUACGCUUGUGUCACCAUGCUGCGAUGGGACUGCUCCAAGUCUCAGGGGGCAGUGGGCUUGGCAGGUGUUCUGCUUGUGGCUCUCUCUGUGGCAUCAGGAUUAGGACUCUGCUCCCUUCUUGGACUCUCCUUCAAUGCUGCUACAACCCAGGUGCUGCCAUUCCUUGCUCUGGGUAUCGGCGUGGACGACAUGUUCCUUCUGGCACAUGCCUUCACCGAGACCAGCCUGAGUACCCCUUUAAAGGAAAGAACAGGUGAAUGCCUGCGACGUACCGGUACCAGCGUGGCACUGACGUCCAUCAAUAACAUGAUUGCCUUUUUCAUGGCGGCCUUGGUGCCAAUCCCAGCCCUGCGGGCGUUCUCUCUGCAGGCCGCUGUAGUUGUCGUGUUCAAUUUUGCAAUGGUGCUGUUAAUAUUUCCAGCCAUCUUGAGCCUGGACCUCCAGCGUCGAGAGGAUCAGAGACUAGACAUCCUUUGCUGCUUCUACAGCCCGUGUUCCUCCAGAGUGAUCCAGAUUCAACCACAGGAAAUGCCUGAUGCCAACGACAAUCACACGUACCACCCCUCACCCUAUGGGAACCCCACAAUUACCACCAGCACCCAGAUCACCACUACUGUGCAAGCCUUCACGCAGUGUGACCCAUCUGGACAUCACAUUGUGACUAUCCUGCCUCCCACCUCCCAGAUCUCCACCUCUCCGUCUGUCAUUGUCCCCACCGUGGACCCCCUGGGGUCGCAGGUUUUCACCCCCUCCACCUCCACCCGGGAUUUGCUGGCUCAGAUGGAUGAGAGCAAAGUAGGGAGAGAGUGUGUUCCGCUCCCCUUCCUAAAGUGGAGCCUUUCUGACUUUGCCAGGGAGAAGUACGCCCCCCUGCUGCUCAAGCCAGAAACCAAGGGAAUUGUGGUGGCUCUUUUCAUGGCUCUCUUGGGCCUUGGCCUGUACGGGACCACCAUGGUCCAUGAUGGACUUUACCUGACCGAUAUUGUUCCUCGCGAGACCAAGGAAUAUAACUUUAUCGCCGCUCAGUUCAAGUAUUUCUCCUUCUACAACAUGUUCAUUGUCACCAAGGGUGGGUUUGAUUACCCCAAAUCCCAGGCGUCCCUAUACGAUCUCCAUGAGUCUUUCAGCUCCGUGAAGUACGUUGUACGUGAAGAGGGAAGAGAGCUACCGAAGAUGUGGCUGCACUAUUUCCAGGAUUGGCUGAGAGGUCUCCAGUUGGCAUUCGAUAGGGAUUGGGAGUCUGGCAGCAUCACGCAGGAUAAUUACCGUAAUGGAACUGAGGAUGGGGUGCUGGCGUACAAGCUCCUCAUCCAGACCGGAAACAAGAAGGAUCCUUUUAAUCUUAAUCAUCUGAUUAGUCGACGACUGGUGGAUGAGAAUGGCCUUAUCCCUCAAGACGCGUUCUACAUCUACCUUACUGUCUGGGUCAGCAACGAUCCCCUGGGCUACGCCGCCUCUCAAGCCAAUUUCUACCCUCAGCCGCCUGAGUGGAUCCAUGACCGAUAUGACACCACGGGGGAAAACCUGAGAAUACCGGCCGCAGAGCCCAUUGAGUUUGCCCAGUUUCCAUUCUACCUGAAUGGCCUGCGUCAGACGUCUGAUUUCAUAGAAGCCAUAGAGAGCGUUCGCUCGGUGUGCGAAGAGUUCAUCAAGCAAGGAGUGUACAGCUACCCCAGCGGUUACCCCUUCCUCUUCUGGGAGCAGUACAUCGGCCUGCGACACUGGUUCCUCCUGGCGAUUAGCAUAGUGCUGGCAUGUACAUUCUUGGUGUGCGCCAUUCUCCUGCUUAAUCCAUGGACAGCCGGCAUCAUUGUUUUCAUCUUGGCCAUGAUGACUGUGGAGCUGUUUGGCAUUAUGGGUUUGAUCGGCAUUAAGCUCAGCGCCAUCCCUGUGGUUAUACUCAUCGCAUCUGUUGGCAUUGGCGUGGAGUUUACGGUCCAUGUGGCUUUGGGAUUUCUCACCGCCAUCGGCGACCGGAACCAACGCUCCGUACUCGCUCUGGAACAUAUGUUUGCGCCAGUUUUAGACGGCGCCAUUUCCACGCUUCUUGGGGUACUUAUGCUGGCGGGAUCCGAAUUUGACUUUAUUUUAAGGUAUUUCUUCGCUGUGCUCACCAUUCUCACCAUCCUGGGGCUGCUCAAUGGCCUGGUCUUGCUUCCCGUAUUGCUCUCCUUGAUUGGACCCCCAGCCGAGGUCACUCCCGCAGACAAUGGUAACUGCCUCCCUGCCUCCACCCUGGAGUCUCUGCCCCCACAUCUUAGCCAUCACACCUUCUACAUGCAGCACAGUGCUGGGGGAAAAGGGGGCUUCAGCGACCCAGAGGACUCUUCGGAGUAUUACUCUGAGACCACCGCUACGUCGGGAAUAGAGGAAGAUGACCCCCAGCUCUAUGAGCGCAGCACCUACAUCAUUCCCCGAAAGCCAUCACACAUUCUGCUGGAGGCCAGCCAGAACCCUUCAUACCCCAAAAUCAUGCUGGUGAAGCCUUGUAAAGGGAGCCAGGAUGAACCUGUUAAAGACGGUCAGGACACCGGUAACACUGAAGCACCAUCUGUGCCGGAUUUAACCAGGAACACCUGCCAAGAUCUGAAAGACUUUCAGGAGCCUAGAGACUGGAGAAGGAGGCACCAGCCCCCUCCUACCACACAGAGGCAUGCACGGACUAAGCAGCCCCCCAAUUCUAGGACUCCGUACAGCAGCAGGCCUCCAGGCCAUAUGGCUGCACCUCCGGCCUACUGCACUAAGGUGACAUUGCCAAGUGGCUCCAUCACCACAGUGACUGCUACAGCCUCGGUGACUGUUGCCGUACAUCCCACCUUGCCGGGAGCAGUGUGCGGCUACAGCCACGAAGGUUAUGAGGACAGUGAGACAGACUGUAUGGAACACAGGACUGAAUGGUCCCGAAGUAAAAACAGGCCCCCUGAGGUGUAUGAGCUGGAAUAUCUUGCGCAUGACAGAAGACCAGAGGGACCCUCGGUAACGCACUAGGGGGAACUAAGAGAAUUGUCUCUUUUCUUCAACAAGCUGCAGCCGUGUACAGAAAACCUAACCCCAGGAUCCCCUAAAGGAAAACAUAAAGAACACUAAAUAUAAGAUUAAUAAGUAUUAGAGACUAUGUCCCUAUGAUAUAUUUUAAUAUGAAAAUCAAAGCAAACUGAAAAUGAUAUUUAAUAAGCUGAUAAUGUACUGUAGGGGGGGUCUCAACAAGACGCCGCGAUGGGAGAGACCCCCCCCCCCCCCCCCACCCCAAAUCCAACUCCUCUACUUUACCUACCAAUCAGGCUCACCAGUCUUGCUGCUAUCUGUUAUCCAUUGCUGGAGUGGUUGGAAAGAAAGUGAAGUGGAUCAUCAAGUCCCUGAGCCCGGUGCAGCGUUCUGGCGGUUGUGAGAAUUCGUGAAAUACAAUUAGAUGACAAAAAAGGCACUUUUCCCCCUUUCCCACCUGUUUUGUGAAUGGGGCGUAUUCAGAAGCUGAAUUUCGUUCCUCCGCUCAGAAUAGUGUAAAGGUUCAGUCUGGUUUUUCUCCUGCAGAUAAUUAUUUCAGUGCUGACAUUCCUGUUUCAGAUAGACAAUAUACAGUGAUAUAAAGUGCGCUGGGAAUGUGUCCGCAUACAAUCUGAUCAAGAACUGUAGUCCUCCUUCCUUUACUGUAUCCAGUGUGAUUACACCGUGGCCACUCGCAUCUUAUGUGUUGUGGAAUAUUGUAUGUCACUUAACAUUCUACACGACAUUUGGAAACGUUUUAGCGUAGCUGUCGCCUGUGGCCAUUUUGUAGGCAGGACCAAGUGUCGCCUCCCAUGAAUAUUGUUCCAGCCACAAAAUGGCUGCCUGCAAGAGAGCAGCUUCAGGAGGCUCUUAGAACUACAAAAUGAACCCCUACUAAAUGAAAGAAUGAAGAGGCUGACACAGGCACCCGUUUGGGCCCUACUGAUUAGGGUAAUCUGGGCCAAUCAGUGCCCACUGGAUUUAGCAGGUUGUCCAAUGAAUGGUCCAACUAUUGGCAUAAACUUAGCUCUGUAUAUCCUAAAUUCAAUAUCCCCCCCCCCUCCCCCCAAAAGAACUUGUAGCACUGUAAAUGAUCCAUUACAACCCAUCUAAUUUAUCCUCUUCACUGCCAAGAUGUCCACCAGCGCUGAAGUGGUUAAUGCCCACUUUGUACUAGCUGUGAAAACGUUAACCUUUUUAUAUCCCCCCUGUCCCUUUAGGACAUUGCUAUAUUUGUCCCUGUGUAGGGACCUUCAUAGUAUUCUUAUGGUUUUACUUAAUUAAUAUAAUAAUUAUUAUUAUUAUUAUUAACGUGUUGUAUAUAUUUCUUCUGUUGUUGUUGUGAAAUGGCAGCUUCUCUAACAAUGUUAAAUAUAUAAAUAUAUAUAUAUAUAUAUAAUAAUUAACCCCUGGGGUUGCCGCAAGGACCUGCGAGGGUUCUCCCCGAUGGCAGCUGUUGCGCAUCGCACAGCGGUUCCCUUGCGGCGAUUCAGUAAAGGGUCAGGCUACGUGUUUGUGUCUGUUUUGUGGACUGAAGCUUGGUACAAAGUGUCACUGUGCUAUAUAAAUUAUUUAUAUGAAAAGAAAAAAGUUUUAUUUUUGUAGAUUGUACAGGAGUUAGCCAUUCAACUGAAGUUUAUUUUUAAAGAGUAAAAUAUAUAUUAUAUAUAAUUAUAA
Messenger RNA from Pseudophryne corroboree (corroboree frog), 6288 nucleotides. RefSeq names its product patched 2 (gene PTCH2). Gene Ontology annotation, biological process: negative regulation of smoothened signaling pathway. The coding region runs from base 349 to 4614 and encodes 1421 amino acids. The transcript is spliced from 24 exons. Gene Ontology annotation, molecular function: hedgehog receptor activity; smoothened binding; hedgehog family protein binding. Gene Ontology annotation, cellular component: plasma membrane. The record is from RefSeq and is a predicted model, not a curated record. NCBI's taxonomy places the organism in Eukaryota, Metazoa, Chordata, Amphibia, Anura, Myobatrachidae.